Molecule: messenger RNA, 1877 nt
Organism: Theobroma umbraticum
Lineage: Eukaryota; Viridiplantae; Streptophyta; Magnoliopsida; Malvales; Malvaceae
Product: U3 small nucleolar ribonucleoprotein
Biological process (GO): rRNA processing
Cellular component (GO): Mpp10 complex; nucleus; small-subunit processome
Source: RefSeq, a predicted model, not a curated record
CCCUAAACCCCAGAACUCCAAGGGAAAGCCUCAAAGCAGAACGAAGCUAACAGCGGAACUCAUUUCCGGCAAUGGCGACGUCAAUCGAAGCAGCCGUGGCAUCGUUGCGUGAAAUCAAGUCAAAGGAGCCACCGGUGUGGCUCGUGCCAAAACAGGAGCUCUCGCAAGCGGUUCGAGCUGCGUCGAAGCAUCUGUUCUCGAGCCUGAAACCGCACAGCCCGAAGUCUCCGUUUGAUCAGCUGCUGAUCGAAGGGUUCGACGCAGAGCAGAUAUGGCAGCAGAUUGACCUCCAAUCGCAGCCGCUUCUAUCCACCCUCCGGCGCGAGGUCAAGAAGUUCGAGAAGAAUCCGGAGGAGAUUUCCAAGCUCAAGGAAGCUAUAGAAGGAGGAAAGAACAAGAAGGUUGUAGAAGAAAAGGGAACUGAUGACAUUGACGAUAAUGAUGAUGAUUUGGAUAUGGAUGACGAUGAUGAUUAUGAUAAUGAGGAGGAGGAGGAGAAGAAGGAGAGAGCAAGGGAAGAGGAGAGCGAGAGCGAAGGAGAGGAAAUGGAAUUGGAGGGAGAGGAAAAAGGAGGGAUAGAGGAUAAGUUUUUGAAAAUUAAGGAAUUGCAAGAGUAUUUAGAGGAGGAUGAAGCUAAAGAAUUUGGCUUGAAGAAGAACAAGAAAACAAAGACGGAAACUAAAAAGAAGGAAGAAGACACGGAAGAAGAAGAGGAAGAAGGUGAAGAAGAAGAAGAAGAUGAUGAUGAUACUGAUGAGGCAGAGGAGGAGGAAGAUGAGCUUGGACUCUUUGACGGGGAUGACGAGGACGAUGAAGACGACUUGGAAAAUGCCAGAUAUGAAGAUUUUUUUGGCGCAAAAAAGAACAAAGGUUCAAAGGAGAAAGCCAAAUCCAGAGACAGGUUCGAAGAAGAUUCAGAAUCAGAUGACGAACAAGAUUUUGAUAAGAGAAAGGAUGGUCUUUCUACACAUGAAAAAGAACUCAAGGAACUUCAAUCUAAAAUAGAGCAGAUGGAGAAAGCAAACUUGGAUCCAAAAGUUUGGACAAUGCGUGGAGAGGUAACUGCUGCUCAAAGGCAAAAGAAUAGCGCAUUAGAAGUUGAUUUAGAUUUUGAGCACAAUGUGAGGCCUGCCCCUGUAAUCACAGAGGAGGUUACUGCAUCACUUGAAGAUUUAAUUAAGACUAGGAUCAGUGAGGGGCUGUUUGAUGAUGUUCAAAAAGCUCCCAGUUUAUCAUCUAAAGCACCAAGAGAGAUCAAAGAGCUGGAUGAUAAUAAGAGCAAGAAGGGUCUUGCUGAAGUUUAUGAGGAAGAAUUUGUCCAGAAGACAGAUCCAGCCGCUGCCCCAUUAUCCUUCUCAGAUGAACUAAAGAAAGAGGCCAGUAUGCUGUUCAAGAAACUUUGCUUGAAGUUGGAUGCCCUUUCUCAUUUUCACUUUACUCCAAAGCCUGUUGUUGAGGACAUGUCUAUUCAAACAAAUGUCCCUGCUCUUGCCAUGGAAGAGAUUGCACCUAUGGCCGUCUCAGAUGCAGCUAUGCUGGCUCCUGAGGAAGUUUUUGCUGGUAAAGGUGACAUUAAAGAAGAAGCAGAACUCACAAAGGCAGAGAGGAAGAGGAGGAGGGCUAACAAGAAAAGGAAGUUUAAAGCUGAAGCAGCUAAUCGGUUGGCUAAAAAGCCACGAGAGACCACACAAGUCAAUAGCAAUGAAGGCAAGGAAAACGAGUGACUUACUCUCCUUUAGUGUGGGGGACAACAAGAUGUAUUUAAAAGAAGAAGACAAGGCAGGCUUGGGUUCAUCUCUACCUCAGUGUUACUCUUUUCACCAUAUAGGUCUUUUAUGAGCAAGAGAAACAAAUACAAAGAGCUAGGGGGGAAGUCA